UUUGACGUCACUCGGGAGCCUGGCUCGGCUAUCUGUCAUCCGGAGCGCAGAGGGAAAGGACAUGUCAUGGAGCUAAAUUUUACCGACUACACUCAUAUAUGCGCCGAAGAUUGGUAAAAGCGUCCGGGAGUUUCGGUUUAUCUUCGUACAGAGUCAGCGCCACUCUCCUGUCGACGUUUUAAGGAAACAGAGGAGAAGCUAACCGGCUAGCUAGCUCGUAGACUUACUUACUGUAAGUGUUAAAGGUUCCACUUCAAACAGAAAGGUUCCGCAUGGCGUUAAUCCUGUUUACGAGGUCCAGGGCGCCUCUCGUGAAAACGUCCAGGUCACUAAAAAGCGAAUUCAGGAAAGGUAAGUGUUCAUUAAUUAACAUUUAUAUUUAAAAAAGUCGAUUUUGUGGCUCUUAUUAACAGAAUCGUAUGAUAAUUGGAGAGUCAUGCCUCCAUUUGGUCAGGAGGUUUGGGGGGUUUCGGUGUUUUGGUUUCCAGGAAGAUGGUGGGUGACUCAAGGUGACAAGACAACUCUGCAUCCCCCUUUAUAACAUCUUUAAUCCGUUAUUAUAAAAUAUAAAUAAGUAAAUAUUCCUCACCUGAGCUAUAUUUGGUGCAUUAGCAGAGUAAAACCCCCUCACUGGACCGAGAAGUCUGUAAAUGUUGAGGAUUCAUCACAGGAGCAGAAACCUGAUUUGGGAUUCAGGUUACUUGAGGACAACUCGGUGUAUGUUGAGGCUGUAGAGCGCCCCCUCUUUUCACUGCAGUCUGAGGAUGCUGUUGUUAUGGCAGACAGGAUCCAUCUGUUUUUCCAGCACGCCCCAAGAUCCCCUUAUUCCUGCCUGAUGCGAGGAAAAACGGGCAAGAUAGAAAUGAAAAUAUAUUUAUAUCCUCGUUUGGAGAUUUGAUGAGCUGAUUUGGUUGAAUUGAUCUAUGCAGUGGCGUUUAUCAAAGAGAAUUGAUCCUGAGGAUUCAAUCAAGGAUGUGUUAUUGUAUUAUUGUCACGUGAUUAGUGAUUUCUGCUGAUGUUUACCUUAUAUUUCUGCUUAAUAUCAGAUAUAUGCCUCACCUUUUAGACACAGGAUGUUACUACAGUGCUACAAGGUGUGAUUAGGGAUGGGAAUUGUUAAGAUUUUAGUGAUAUUGAUGCCAUUUUCGAUUGUGCUUAUUGAUUUAAUUCUUUAACGAUUCCCUUAUUGAUGCCUAGACUGUAAGUUUUCACCGUUAACUCAAAAUUUUAUUGAGUCUCUGAUAACAGAAGUCUAAAAACGGUUGGUAUUAAGUCAGAUUAGGUUGACCAUAUUCUCGAUCCCCAAAAAGAGGACAUUACUAAGUGGGAGGCGGAGUUGCGCACAAAAUUUCGAGGGUUUUGGGGUCAGGUCAAGUGUUUUCAACGCGCCUCUAACUCAGUUAGUCCAAGUAUGGCAUGCAUUGUGCGUAAGUUAACACAGGACAUACGUACCUUCCAGGCGUGGCAGCAGCGGCUGACGAUUUGAAGAAAGGAAUCAUUAAGGGAAUCGUUAAGAUAACAUGUAAACAAUGUCGAUGGAUUGAACCAUUUGGAACAGUUCUCAACUCCCAUCCCUAGAUGUGAUACACUUCUUUAAAGCUUCCUGCCGUUAAAUGUCACGUGAUGUAAGAAAUGGGAUUCUUUGUAACAGAUUUCGCCACAAGCUAUUUGCACACCUGUAGUGCAACAGCAGGUAAACUCUUAAGUAAACACAGCAGAGGUGUUUUCCCUCCACAAACUGUCUGUUUGAUUCAGUUCAGAUGACUUUACACAAUGACUUUACAUAAAUAACACAAAGUUUAUUUAUUUUAUGACAUGAUACAGAAGAAAACAAACAGUAUAUCCCUGUUGAGAAGCCAAACUGAGCUGCUGUUAUCAUGAAAUUAUGAUAAAAUUGCAGUUUUAGACCAUUUAUUACAAGAUUAAUACAUUUGUCAACCUAAUAUUUGCAGUAAGAUCGCUGUGCCUUAGAUAUCUGAGAGUAUGGCAGAAAUUGUGUGAUCAGUGGCGUUGGCUUUGUCACCGAUGGACCAACCAUCUCAUAUCAGUCUGAUUUAUAUCAUGCAUUCCUGGUUCAAAGUGAGAGUGUCUCAGCAACCUCAUAUCGCCUCCUGUAUUGAUAAGCAUUUCAAGUAAGCAGUUGUAUAACCAGCUUUCACAUUUCCAUUGUUAAGCAUUGCUAAUAGGUGCAGCACAACCCAUAGUAAGUGAUGCAAAAGACAUUAUCAGAUGAUGCUACAGAGGAAGCGAUAAAAUAAUGUCUGCACUUCAGCCGGCGCAUUAAAGCCGAGCUUAUAAAUAGAUGGAAGGGUCAUAAAGGGAAUUUGUCUGUCUGCAGCGGGCGGCUGAGACUGCGCUCUGGACUCAGGCCCAGAUUAUCAGACGAAUUGUGGCGCUUCCACAGUGAAAGGUCAGUGUCUUUAAUAUAAACUCCACCUGACACAGACCGAGCUCCACAUGAGACCCACUUGCAGUGAAGUGAACGGACACUGCCUCAUAUCAAGACGGACGCGCUUUACAUCACACGCUCAAAGUGCGUUUUCCUCUUGUGUAAGCCACACCAGGAGUUUGUCGAAUCAGGUUAUUGACGGUGAAAAAAGGGACAUUUCACCCCUUAUUUCUUCACAUUGUUCAUUUUUUGGGAGGAAAAUUACAUUCAAGGCUGUAACUAUGAACCAACUAUGAAUAGAUAGAGAAAGUAUCUGCUCGAGUUGCAAGGGUGAAGUGACCGAGAGUGUUUCUGUCCUGCUUUUACUGCCGAACAUUGACCAGAGUUCUGCAGAGUCGUCGUGCAGCGGUCGUCAAUCAAAGGUUGUGAGGUUAGAAGUAGUAAAGAUUAAAAUGUUAUCUAACAGUGUCAGUGAACCGCAGGAGGAACAAUAAAGUUUGAGGUAACUACAUGUGCUUUGGAGUAACGCGAGGACUCCAUAUUUGCUUUUUUUAAGCGGCCGGUGACUCCUUUUAUGAGGUUUUCUCCAGCUGUGCUCGCUGUCGUUUCCGCUCAUUUCACACUCAUGAGAUGUCCAAACAUGCGAGUUUCAGUUGUCUGGCGUUCAUUCAGUACAAGUGUUAGUGAAGUCCUGUGGGAAAUGACCUAAAAAUGUCACUUUUUAUGGGUUCUGUGAAUGGAGACACCUGAUAUUUUGCAGCCGCUAAAAGCACAUACCGGGAAAGUCAGACAUAUUUAAGGGAUCGACAGUCUGGACCUGCAUUUACCAGCACUCUGCACAGCAAACAGGAAUAUUUUGGAUCCUUUUCAUGUGUUUUUGAGUCAUUAGCAGAUGCAGACAAAGUGAGGUUCAUGCUGUGGCACAGUAAAUCUGGAUGUACCGCUCGCUAGGACUGCAUGGCAAUAGAAGAAACAUCUGCUGUAGGUGUUUUCCAGUUGCUAAACCAAAUAUAGCUUGGACAUUUGAUAAAUCACAGCUUUCUAACAUGACAUUAAGUUCAGGAUGAAUAAAAACAGCACACGCAGCUUGUUUCUGCAGGACUCUGCUGCUCUGAUAUCCUCUGAUAAAGGUUGAAAACUCUCUCUCUCUAUCAGGAGAACUUCAGAGAUCUGACUCCAGGUCUGUUUUGGUGUCACCCUCUGAAUGAAGACGCGUUGCUAAGCUGCAGUUUUAGCACUUACUGCCAGACAGCUGCAGGCUUCAGGUCACACGUGAGUGCCGCUGCACGUAAACGGCAGAGUGUGACCAUGUCAUGACCUCUCCUGACUGGACCCGGUUUAUUUAGAGUCAAGACCAAAACUAGGGCAUCACCAUAGUAAACAAUGACCUAAAUAAGUCUUCAACAUCCAAAUUCUGAAGAACAGCAACACUGACCUACAGCUGUACAUGUAUAGAAGUUUAACUUCACAUCACUGUGGCUGGAGGAGAAACGCUCCUUUUACUGGAAUCAUUCAGUCGUUUACUUUCACUUUUAAUGUGGUUUUGGGGAUGACUCACACCCUCCUCCCUGUUGUGCAAUUUUUCUGGUGACAGAGCGAGUCGCAACUGUAUCGCCAUGGAAACAAAAAGUGAAAUUAAGUUGAACUGUUGCGUGAAUGUUUAAAAGAAAUCCCCACUAUUGUUGUGUAAACAUCACUUGUUUCUUUUGGGAGUUUGUCUGUGUGUCUGAGAACAGAGGGAGUCAUGCUCUACAGCCUCAGGGACCGAUUUGUGAUUUUUGGGUCACAUUUCUCACAGUGUGCGGAUUGUAAAAAUGUUCCUCUAAAAGCUUUUGGAUUUGUCGCGAAAUCACAUUUUUAUUUCCUGAUAAUCAAAAACAAAACAAUUCAUGAUAAGAAAAUUGAAGGAUAUUAGACUGUUAAAGGUUAUGCUGGUUUAAGGUGGAGUUUGUCUGUGAGGACAAAAAACACAUGGGAGGGAGAUCCAGUCCAGAGUUUUUAUUCAGUAUGCAUUCAGCUGGUUUCUCUGGGCGAGAAAGAAUUGAAAAAAGUGAAUUAAAUUAAAUACAAUAUCAUCAUUUUCAUCAAUAAUAUCAGAGCAAAUCAACGAAAAUGAUUCAAAUAUAUGCAAACUGAGAAACAUCCUUUUUUUAACCAUAAAAUUAUGUACAAGUCAGGAUAAUAAAUCACAGAUGAGUAUUUUUUAACAACUUAAACAAAGCAAACUCACAGUGUAAGCACACAGUAAAUUAUACUGGUGAUGUUUCUCCCAGUCAGUCAGCUCUAUUGUCUCCAGUGUUCCCAGUAAGAGUUUGUAGCAGGUGAGUUUUGGGCCUUUAAGACUCCGGGACUCCUCCCACACAGGGAGUCUGGAGUCAGGGAGGAGAGUCAGAGAGUUCUGGAAAAGUUAAGGCAAGAAGAACAGUAAUACUUUUAUUAAACAUUUACUUUAAAUAAACAUAACCUCUUACUUACAGGCUCUCAGAGGGAUGCUACAGUUAGUUAGCAAGCAGCUGCCCCUGGUGUAUUUUUUAUUCAUGAAUUUAUUUUCCAUUUUUAUUUAGAGGUUAUUAUCUACCUUCCAAGUGAUCUAAAAUAGAAAUGCAUUCACCUAGUAAUGAUAUAAAUAACAGCUGUAGAACCAGAUCAACAAUAUCAACAUGUGACAUACUGAACUGAAAGAGCUGUAAGAACAAAACCAAAACUAAACCAAAACCCCCCAGAGUCCUAAAAGCACACAGGAACCCUGCAGCAGAGUGAAGCCGCUCACACACAGUCCAGGUGAACGACACGCUGUUGGCUCAUCGACUGUAUUUCCAGGGUUUUCUUCCUGUACUCCAGUUGCUGGGCGCUAAGCCACAAAGGUGACUCUGUUCCAGUAAACUCGGUGUCCUCCUGGUCUGCCCACAGCCAGACCAGGCCUUACUGGAUUCACUCCAGCCGGCCAUGUGAGAGGCAGAGGGAGGGCGUGGCUUAGCCAUGUGCUUUAAGACGAUUGGUUUAAAGUGUCUCACCACUCCACCUUCCCUUUGCAUGUACGUCACGCUGAUGGCGGCCUCAGUGCAGGGGGAGCCUCACUGUGGGCCUCACUGUGGGGUUAAAACUCUGACCUCUAAGAACCAACUCAGUGGAGGAACAGUGCAUGUUCAGAGUUUAGCAGAUAAUAAACAUCACAAAUGAUGAUCUUGAGAAUAAAAAGCAAAGACGAUCUUUCAACAGAUGGAGGAAAAAUCUGUCUGCACAUCGCCUCCACUCAUCUGUGUCUGUGUCUGAGUAACGGCCUCUUAUCAUAGCUGCUCACGUUUGUCUUCUCUCCUUUCAGGAAAAUUACAAGAUGGUGCCUGUUUCAACUGCACAGCGCUCAGACUCUCCAGUCAAAAGUAAGCUGCCCACAUGUGAGGCGUUCUCGGGGUCUGUAAUCCCUGGAAACGUCAGUCAAAAGCUUCUGAAUUAAGAAGUUAAAGCUCUGCUGCAUGAUUUCACAUCUUCAAUCCAGUUUCUAAGUCUUUGAAACUUUAACUUGUCAGUGAUUCUGUUACGUAACAAAGAGCAAACCUUUACCAAACAUGGAGAUCAAUUUAGAGAUUAAGUCUGACAGGUUUGCUCAAAUUCAACACUCCAAAAAUCUCACACCCACUUCUCCACACCUUCAUUGUGCAACAGUGAGAUUUUGUAUCCUGAAGCUCUUUCUCCUGUCGCCUCCUCAGACUCGAUGGACUCCGACUCGGUAGUCCCGCACAGGUCUCCUCUUUCGGGUCCUCCCUCUCCUUGUCAGAAGGCUUCAUCGGCCCCUGCCAGAGCCUGGACUCACAGCGCCUCUACUGCGCCUUCGUCCCCGGCGUCUCCCCCUCACCUUACCCCGCAAUCACAUCGGGUCCCCAGUGGACGAUAGUGCAACCACAGGACAUCGCGGGCGUCCGGUGGAUACACACCUCCAGGAGGAGGCUGGACGAUUCGAAGGUGGAGAAGUCGCUGCGCUCGUUAAAGGACAAGAAGAAGAAGCUGGAGGAAGGAGGGCCGGUGUACAGCCCCACGCUGGAUGCAGAGCCAGUGAGAAGGACAAUCAGACAGAGGGUGAUAGAUGAAAUCAAACACUACUAUCACGGCUUCAGGCUGCUGUGGAUCGAUACCACGAUUGCUGGGCGGAUGCUGUGGAGGGUGCUGAACGGGAACGCGUUAUCUCGCCGCGAGAGGAGACAGGUGAGGAAGGAGUUAGAGGUGUAACGUAAAUUCUCGUAACCUCCUGAUCAUCAACAUUUUGCUCAUUAUGAUUUCAAACAAUAGGAUCAAUCAGCCAGUGUCCCCGGUAAACGUCGUUCUCUCUCCAGAGCAGAUAACCAGCAUGAGUUCAGAGAUUACCGACAACUUGGCGAGAUUCAUAUCCAACAACCCCGACAUCUUGUACCGUUGAGUGUAAUCCACAGCUUCUCCGUCUUAACAGGAUCACUGAGAGAAACUGGCCGCACGCUGAGUUUGACACCAGGCAGAUUGGGCUUCUUGAGUAAAUCUCUCUUAAGAAGAAGCUCGACGUGUCUCUUCUUUGAUUAAAUCUAAUGUCAGCCGUGUUUACACUUUCCAAAGUUUCCCACCUCUGCGACUGGAGUUAAAGUUUUUAAAAACAGAGCACAGGGAUGUAGAGAUGUCCACUUCAGGGGUAUUUAGAUAUUAACACUCAGAGAUGUGACUUACUCUGAAGGGAUUAGCUUAAUUUGAUAAAAUAGUUUUAAUGUUUGUCUUCAUGAUUUGCAGCAUGUCAGUAUGGAAACACUGGUAAAAACUCACUUUAUAUGGUGUUAGUGAUAAAUGAGGUUUGAAGGCCAGACUCUCCUGUCAUCUCUGACACGAUCCGCUCCCGUUUCUUAAUCAGUCUGCUGAGCCACGUCUGGUCAACCUCAGGGAAGUUUGUCCGGAUCGAGGCUCCGAGCCCAUUUGGUCAGGUUGAGCAGGUUUGGCAGUCGGCAAAGUGUCGUGUCAGCGAAGGUCACGAUAUCCGUCCUUAAUUGUACGGGAGAGAGCAGCAUUAGUGGGCAGGAAUGAGCCGAUUAAUCUGUGAUAUACUCAGUUACUGAGAGGUUGACUUAAACUCGACUGGUCUGGUCUUUGAAUCUUUUCGGGUUCUUUAGCUGAAGUGAAUCAGGAUGCUCGUUUGCUUGUUGCUCGAUGAUUGCAGAAAUCAUGAUCAUUUAAUCUGGUUAUUUACCUUUUGAUUAACUUCUUAAUUUCUCAUAAGCUACAUCAGAUGCAUUUAUGAAAGUAAAAACUUAAACUCUUUCAACAUUUAAACAUCUGGAGACAUAUUUCUGAAUGGUAUGGAUCAAUAUCUCUCCCUGUUUAGCAUGACUAACAUAAACUAAUUAACGUUUCUGAUACAAAACAACACAGUAGUAUAAAAAAAGAUACAAUACAAUGGGACACAAUACGAUACAAUAAGUUAUUAUACCAUUUCAAUUGAUGCAAUAGGAUUCUAGUUGAUAUAAUACAAGAUUUUACAAGAUGAUAUAAUACCAACAAAAGUACAAUACUGUACAAUUCAUUAAAAUACAAUAUGAAAACAUACAGUACAAUAAGAUACAAUGUGAUGUGUUACGAUGCAAUACAACACAAAAUAAUUCAUUACAACAUUACGACAUGAUACAAUGUCGUGCUGUACAAUAUGAUACAAUACAACAGGAAACGAUACUCCUUUAAUUCGUCACAAUGAGAUCCAAUGUGAUGAGUUAUGAUACAAUACAGCACAAUACAAUUCCUACCAACAUUACGACAUGAUACAAUAUGAUAUAAUACUAAAUUAUAUGUUAUAUCGUAAAGUAAUGUAUCAUGUUAUAAUACAAUAUGACAUGACAAAGUACGAUACAGUGCAAUUAAUUAAAAUACAAUAUGAAAACAUACAGUACAGUAAGAUACUGUUCAAUACUAUAUGAUAAAAUCUAAUCCAGUAUGAUAAGAAAUGAUACAAAACCAACUGAUAAGAUACGAAGAAGUUCAACAUAUAUUAGUAUUCGUAGUGAUUCGUUACAAUAAGAUUUGAUAUGAAGCUACAUGCGACAAUAUAAUACAAACAACAGGAAACAAUAAGAUACAAUGUGAUGUGUUACGAUACAAUACGACACGGUACAAUUCAUUACAAUAUUACGAAAUGAUACAAUAUGAAAUAAUACUGACGUGUCAUUUAAUAAUACUAAAUUAUAUUAUAAGAUAUAAUACAGUACAGUAUGAUACUGUAUAAUUUGUUAAAAUAUAAUAUGAAAACAUACAGCACAAUAAGAUACUGUUAUAUGAUACAAUCUAAUACAAUAUGAUAAGAAAUGAAACAAAACAAACUGAUAUGAUAUGAAAGGAUACAAUAGGACAUGAUAUGAUACACAUCAAUGUCCUAAAUCAACAAUAGUACCAAUAAAUAAAACAAAUAGAUAAAAUAACAUUGAAUACCAACAAUAUUUCCAAUGAAAACAGUAAACACAUAUAAAGGAGUCCACACAUACCUCCUGUACAUUAGUCUUAGUGUAGUGAGAGACAGUUUUAAAGAUAAGAACAUCAGUAAUGUGGGGUUUGACUCAGCAGCAUAAAGGAGUUUUUAAAGUGGUUCAGUUCACAUUAGUGGACCCUGAAAGAGCUCAUACUCAGAGUGGAGGAUGUGAGGAGGGUCAGACGUCUGUCUCUGGAUUUCUCAGGAACAGACCGCUCAUGUAUUGACUGGAGAGCUUCAGACCUUCACUGCAGCCUGAGUUAAACAUGCAUGUGAGGCUGCUGCACCAUGUGGACAUCUCAUGCCUGAGCCUGAUCCAGCCUGUCAGGACUCAGUAAAAAAGUAUUGAUUGUUUUUUUCCACUCAUGAUUCUUUCAGCCGUGCUCAGGUGGUCAGUGAAGAUGACGACCACAGUUUCCCCCUUCAUUAAACUCACACCACAGACCCAUUUGAACCUUUUCAAAUGCAGCUGACUCCCUCUGAGCGCCGUCUUCUCUCCAUUCAUCUGACCCGGGCUGGUUUUUGCCUCCUUAAUCUCCUCCUUUCAUAUUCACUUACACUACUCAGGCCUCCAUUUAAGGCUAUUUUAAUCUGUCACCGCCUCCUCCCUCCUUUUGAUGUGAAGCUCUGAAAGAUGAUAUACAUGUCAAUAGGCUCGCGGACAAAGGCCCUUUCACCCGGCCGGGUCUAAAUCCUUCACCCUACUUCUCCGCCGACAUGCAGGUGGAAAGGGCGGAGAAAGAAGGACUCGUGUUUUGGCCUCCUCUCCUCAGGGACCGUUUCUGCAGAUGCCUGCUCUGGAUUGUGUCCCGCGCCGGUCAGUAAGCCACAGUCGGACAGCUGUACAAUAAAGUGUCCCACUGUUGGCCUGGUUCUCCUAAUCUCUGAGGAUUGUUCAGGUCCGCUCUGAACAAACGUGUUUCCUGUUGGCUCAAGAGGACACUUUCUGAGCCGCCUCUGUUCACUGCAAACCCGUGAAUUUGGAGGUUUCUGUUGCUAUGGAGAUGUAUAGGUCUGAGGUUAAAAGUGCUGAUGGCUGGGACUGUGAUUAGAGGGAUUGAGCAGGAGGGGAUUGUACUGAGGGGACAAAGACGGACGAGGUAAAGCCUUCCUCACUGUCGGCGUUUCCUCUCAAUGCUGCUCUCUGCUGGAGGCAUGCACAAACUACAGGGGGGGAGGACACACGGAGGCCCCAUGACCUAGAUCUGGUAUAUUCAAGUGUUUUUUACUGUCAGGGAGGAAAUGUGGCGUUAUAGCGGAGCGAAGAAAGCGCCAGGGAGAUAAAUACUGUAAAUAAACCCUGAAAACAAGAAAAAAAGAGACAAAUACACGUGCAGAAAAUCUGAUAAAAAUAAUCAAUAAUAGCCUGGUUUUCUUAUUGAUGACUCGGCUGUGUUAAAUACUUGAUUCUGAUUGGUCAAACCCCCCGAUCACACAUGAAAAAACUUUAUCACAUAAAUCAAUCCAACUAAAGGAGAUUUGACACAUCUGCUUUACUCUUGAUGAUUCCCCGCCUAUGAAUACUGUUGCCAUGGAGACGCUACUUGGAGACAUAACUUAUGCAGAAUGGAAUCGUUUCAGAGCGCACAAGACCUCUCAGGGUCGUGUCCACCCAGAAGGGUUUUUCUUCUGAUUAUUAGUGCAUUCUCCCAUUAUAAAUAUUAUAAAUUUAAAACAUGAAUAAACUUUAUAUGAAGAUAAAUAGAUAUUGAUCUGAAAUCUACACGUUUCUUAGCAGGUCUGCAUUUUUUCUCAUCUUGAAUAAUUUUUUUUUUUUUUUUGAUUUCUUCUCCUUCAGUUUCUCAGAACAUGUGCGGACGUCUUCCGACUGCUCCCCUUCCUCGUCUUCAUCAUCGUCCCCUUCAUGGAGUUCCUGCUUCCAGUGGCUCUGAAACUCUUCCCCAACAUGCUGCCGUCCACGUUCGAGACACAGUCCAAGAAGGUAAUCGGAGCGCCAGAAAACAUCAUCUUUAUCUAAUUUUAUUAUUUUUUAAAUUUCAUUUUAUUCAAGUUGAUAUCAAACACGUAGUCAUUUAUGGUGAAUUCGUCUCACCUGUUUUCAGGAGGAGAGGUUAAAAACGGAGCUGAGGGUCAAACUGGAGAUGGCCAAGUUCUUGCAGGACACCAUUGAGGAGAUCGCUCUGAGGAACAAAGCUGCUCAGGGAAACGUGACGGAGGAGUUCUCCACCUUUUUCCAGAAGGUCAGUGUCAGUGUGCCUCAAUUAAAAUGGUUGGGAGGAGGCUCAGUGCUGCCCUCUAGUGGUGGAGUGAUAGAAUGAGAAAUGAUUCAUAAACGUGGUUUAAUCGAUGUCAAAAAACAAAUGUAUCUAGAUUCGUGACUCAGGCGAGCGUCCCAGCAACGAGCAGAUCAUCAAAUUCUCCAAACUGUUCGAGGACGAGCUGACGCUGGACAACCUGACCCGACCUCAGCUGGUGGCGCUCUGCCGUCUCCUGGAGCUCCAGUCCAUCGGGACCAACAACUUCCUCCGUUUCCAGCUCAUCAUGAAGCUGAGGGCCAUCCGAGCCGACGACAAGGUUCAUUAAAGAGCCUGAAUUACAUAGAUUCAUAGUUUUUCUUUUCCUGAGUCGCUGAACAUCAUGUGUUUUGUUUUUACAGCUGAUCGCAGAGGAAGGCGUGGAGAGUCUGAACGUGAACGAGGUGCAGGCGGCGUGUCGUGUCAGAGGGAUGAGGUCUCUGGGAGUCACAGAGGAGCGUCUGAGAGAGCAACUGGUUCAGGUAAGAACCGGAUCAGGGAGGGAGGAGACUUUUCGUUUUAACGUUUUAACUGUUUGUGCCGCAAAUCUGAUUCCUCCUCAUCCUUUAAAUUAUUGAUAAAAGCGUUUGUCACUUUGGAAAAACAUGGCGUCUGUACGUCUGUAGCAGAUGAUGUCUGUUUGGUUCUUGUAGUGGCUGGAGCUUCAUCUGAACCAGCAGAUCCCUACGUCCCUGCUGCUGCUGUCCCGAGCCAUGUACCUCCCGGACACGCUCUCCCCCGCCGACCAGCUGAAGACGACUCUGCAGACGCUGCCUGAGAUGGUGGUACGUGAUCAGCUGUCAUCAUUUAAAGUAAAGCUUGAGGUUAUUUUGACUUUAUAAAAGCAGAUGAUUUAGUUCUCCGCUCCUCUGUCCAGACCAAGGAGGCCCAGCUGAUGGUGGCGGAGAUGGAGCUCUCCCAGGUGGAUAAUAAGACGAAGCUGGAGACGACGCUGCGGGAGGAGGAGGCCAUACGCCAGGACAACAAGGACAGGGAGAUGGAGAGGUUGGCGGACGCUGCAGAGAAAGCUGCCAGGGUAACAGGAUACAGCCUGACUUUCAAGAUGGAAACCUGUAACUGUGUUUUUUUUUAAGUAUUGACAGUAAAAUGUUUGUCUUGUGCAGGAAGAAGAGAAGGAAAUCGAGGCAGAGAGAGUUAAAGCGGAUGUUUCCUCAGAGAUCCUGAAGGAUACAGCGCCUAUCAUCGAGGGAGUGAAGGUAAUGAUAUUCUAUUUGACAACAUGCCAAAUAUUAAAACUGGAAAUUUUAAAUGUUUUAUAAAAUGUAUACGCUCUUUUUAAAUUUGAUGCCAGCAGCAGAGAGUUUGAGGAUUUGAUUAUCUAAAAAAUAAAUAUGAUAAGAAGAAGUUCUGGAGGGUUGUAAUCUUUGAAAUCACUGCACAGGCUCAAAAAUAACACAGUUCAUCUUAACAUCUACAGCGCAGGUUAAAACUGAACCAUUCAAAGAGGAAAACGUUCGUAAACAUGAUGCAAAAAUACCAGUAUGACUUCCUCCUGGUCCUGAAACUGGUCUCCUCAGACCCCGAAUGCUAAAAGUAGAAGCUCUAAACCUGCCUGUCCUGACUCUUUAGAGAUGUGUUUCUGACAUCAAAUUAAAAAUGAGCGAACACUUUUGAGAAAACCUUGGAAUGUGAAGCUUUUGCUUUAUUUUUAAGGCUUUUAAAUGAUCAUAACCAGCUCUGAACAUGUUAUUCAGUCUAGGCUGUACAUUUGUGAAUAUUUAACGAGUAUUUUCUGUUUGAAUAAAAUACCAAACAGUCUUUUCUCGUCGUUAUGACGUCUGUUACGAUGAUAACUCUCCAGGUUGUCAUUUUUUUGGUGUCAUUAACUUGUUGCCUCCUUCUCAUGACGUCACCUCUGCGUCUCCUGUACCACAGUUUGAACAGUGGCAUUCGUUCCUGCGCUUCCAGGUUAGGUUUAACCAUGUCUCCUCCCAAAACGACCCUCACUCCUUCACCAGUUCACCUCCUGCACGCUCGAAAACUUCUCCUCCUCUGAGCGGACCACAUGAGGGUCAAACAGGACUCGCAUUUGUAACUCUGGCGUUUAUCUGAACUCUUUCAGUCUGACAUAACCGAACUUAUUACCUAAAUAACCUUAAAAUGUAAAGUUUAAAGUUAAGGUUAAAGGCGGACAUAUCGUGUUUACUUUAAAAACUUUCAAGCACAAAAAUCAGAACCUCUCAGAGAGUCUGAAAUGAUUCAAUAAACGCCAAAUACAAAGUGCAGGUUCAGUCUGACCCUCAUCUACAUGGACUUCUCCUUCUCUGCCCCCUCUUUGUGGAUCCUUCCAGCCUUUGUCAUGGACCUCUUUAUCUAACAAACCCUCUUCGUAGCUCCACAGAGUCCUCCUCUUCCUCCUCCUCCUCCUCCUCUUCCUCAUGUGGUUUUGUGUAUUUGGAGUUAAGGGAGUAUCCCAGUGGCCUCUAGAUCUUCCCCUUAUUUACCCGUUUUGUGUCUUUGGGUCGUCUCUUAUGUGGGUUUGCACAUGUGGAAGCUGUUAAACGGAUGAUCUUUGUGACCUACUUCUGAUAGAAACUUGAGUUUUUAUUGAUUUACACUCAAACCAGGGAGAAAAAAUGAUCUCAGAGUGUCUUUUUUCAGUGUUUGAUAAGUCUUUUCUUUGCUCUCAGGGAAAUAUUUUGUAUGUUUUCAGUUUGGUUGUUGCAUCUUUAGCCACAGUUUCUUUGUAUUUGGGCGCGCUCACAUCAGGCCUGCGCUCUCAUUGCUCAAACAGGCCUCGCCAUGUUAACCCGUGUUACCUAAACCAUUAGAAGAAUCAUGCAUGACCUCCUACUAUCAUGCAAAGAGGCGUGGUCACAGACCGCAAAGUGGACAACAAACAGAAAACGUGACUGCAGAUUUAACCGUUUACUCGCCUUUGGAGCGGUCUAAUCUUUUCACAGUAUUUAUUUUCUUAGGUACAUCUACCUAUGAAUCGAGCAGAGUCUCAGCUCGUGUGAGACUAUGAUCAUACCCUCCUCGGUUUGAUUUACCGGUGCCUAUCUUGCUCCAUUUAACCUCCUUAUGCCAGUACAGGAGUCGCCUUUUUACCCCCUUCCUCCUCAUCCUUUUAAAUUGAACAAAUCUGUGUUUUUUUGCUGCUUUUGUUCAUCAAACUCGCAGCAUAAAUACAUAUAAACGUGCGCUCUGCUUGUGCACACCCAUGAGAAACCACCUCUGUCUUCAAACCAUGUUGAGGCUGAGGAUUGCCGGGUGUGAGCGCGCCCUUAUGCACCUUUAUUUUAUGUCACUUUUAAUUUACACUCUGUGGUGAAACUCUCAUUUUACUGCACUGUUAUCGUGGAUCAGUGCGGCACGUUUUCUUUGGGGUUCAUAUCUUUAGAAAAGAAAAGUAUCCGAUCAGAGACAUUACGGAGCGUUUUGUGUUUUAGGGUGAGGAGAUCACCAAAGAGGAGAUCGACCUGCUGAGUGACGCCUGCACGAAGCUGAAGGAGCAGAAGAAACUGUUGACUCUGGAGAAAGAAGAGCUGGAGGAGCUGAAGGAUGACGUCCAGGAAUACAACGAGGUGCCCGUUUAAAGCUUUAACUUCAGUUUUCUCACGCUUUUGUCUCAGCAUAUAUGUGUUUAAAUCGUGUAUCCAUGUUUGCGUUCUAGGACCUGGAGGAGAUUAAGAAGGAGCUCUCCAGGACAGGCCAAGAGAAGGGGAUCCAGGAGUCCAAGGCGAGCCAGCGUCUCUCCAAGAGGGUGAACCGGAUGAUCGGCCGCAUCGACAAGAUCAUCGGGGAGCUGGAGAAGGACAAGGUCAUCCUGGACGGACAGAUCGACAGCGGAUCGUCUCCACCUGUGGGGUAAGAGCUGCAGAGUGAUGUUUGUGUUUGUUCAGGGUAGUAAACCUCGAAGCUGUGUGUGAAAAGCUUUAGUUUAGAGAGGAGAGGAUGAACCGCCCUGCAAACACGGGCGCUGUUCAAAGUUAAAAUACUUAAUUUCCUUUUAAACCUCUCAUUUAAAGCGAGUUUAAAAAGCUGCUGUGGCUUUGGCGGCUGUGUGUUUGAGUUUGUGGCUUUUGGAAGUAAACGAUACAAAGACGACUGUUUUAGAGCGAGGAAACGAACGGUUCCUCUGAAAAUGUCGACCUUGUAUCGUUUUCUUUGACUCAUUUCAUUCGAGACAUUAUUUCUGUUUCAGUUUAAAACUUUUAUUUUCGUUUCCAUCUUCAUUAACAUCGUAAAAUGGUGGUGGAGAUACAAAGAGGAGCGAAUUGUUUCCCAGAAUAAAUAAAACCUGAAAUUCUGUUGGCUGUAUUUUUUAAAUCCACGGCUCUAAGAUCAAAUUUAUCCAAAAUUUUCCAGAUUGUUCUUUACUAAAUGUAGCGAUGCCUCGAGGUAAGUCCGUCUGUAGAAAAACCGCCAUUUGCUUACCCGCCAAAUACUGACAUUGCAUCGUGGUUGUGGCUCAUCAGCUCCUGAAAUUAGGGAUGCACGGAUCUGACCCUGGAGGGAGAGAUCGACCCCAUACUGACCCGAGAGUCCGGAUCAUGUAUCGGGUCGAUGCUUUUCAGUUUGUUUGUUUCGUGGAGUGUGAGCUUCAGGUGAGAUCGGUGCAUCCCGAAGUGAAAUUGUUGAUCAAGCUUUCAUGUGUGCUCAUUCGGGUUUUUUGCUUCUGGUGUAGAAAAACUCAGAUUGAAUCCAAACAUCUAACCCGAACCUCCUGAUUUAGAGACCGCAGAGUCUGAACUGAAUGUUUUAUCUGUGAGAUAUUAACAAAUAUUAGAAAUCAGAUUUAAUUUUUAGAGAUUAGAUUAAAACUGCAUCAGUAACACCCCAACACUAAUCUCAGCAUGAAUUAACGUCCACCUGGCGUGGAGAAUAGAAGCUCAACCAUUUGAUUGGUGUGAUCUGGGAACCCCCCCCUCCCCCGAAUGCAGCAUGCCGACCUCUCCACCGCAUUUUACGUGCGGUCCAACCUUGUAACCGUUUCCUGUAUGCAGUCUGUUCUACACCUUCAGGGAGAACCUCGUCAGCAUCGAUGAGCUCAUCAACGUCAUGCGGCAGAUCCAGAACAUUCCAGAGCACAAGCUGCAGAGCAUCGCCGACGCCCUCGACGACAACAAGGACGGGAAGAUCGACAUCGACGACGUCAUCAAGGUGGGUUUGAGGGGGGAAUGGGGCGCCGUUUUAGAGUCUUAAGAUAACCUUCAUAUAAAAACGGCGGUUUAAUGUGAAUUCACUGUUAACUCGUUCAGUACCAGGUUCAUCUAUACAAUUUUCACUCAGUGUCACCAUUGACUACAAUAGAAAUUUCCGUAUCUUUCAGGACCCACAGAAUAUCUUGUUCUUGGACUAGAAUUAACUGCAAUAGCUCAAAAGAAAGAAAAAGUCAGUCUCUAACCUUCUACUGUGUUUAGUUAUUGUCUGCUCAAUGCAGCGUCUGGAAAGAUCUGGAAAGAAGUCUCAGAUCUGGAAAAAGAAACCUGGGAAAAAAAACAAAUUUUUACGGAAGAGUGACUUUGAAGACGAACUCUGGUCGUCUAUUGCAUUUCACUUCAAACUACUUUACCGGUGGCAUCAAGGUCCUCCCUCCUCGGACACCACUCCUCAUCCGAUUGUAAUAAGUCACUUCGUAUUGGCUCUCGAGAACCUGACGCCGCGACGUAAACCACAUGGACUGCUUGCGUCCUCCUCGCUGGAACUGUCCCUUAAUUCCAGCUCAGUCUCGCUCAUCAGUACCGGCACUGGCGGCACAACGACAUGCCGAAAAAUUGUUUCUUUGAUUGUCUGUUGACGGUGUGAAGGUCCUAUACCGGGAUCUCCACUGGACCAAGAGACGGUAGCACCGCGCCAACAGGAGCCGAUGCGCCGAGACCGUUUGCUCUUGGCUAAUGACUUCGGCAUUUUCCUACUCCCCUCGUAAAGAAACACACUCCACAACUCGCCUAAUUGGCACACUUCUCACUGACUAGUACUUGUUGUUGUUAUCUUAACAUGGUUAUGAAGUAUUUGUCGGCUUUUCUGCGUUCAGAACGACCCCAAACUUAGUCGCAUUUUGGAGGAGCGCCCUCUGGUGGAAAACAAAAAACUGAAAAAUCCAUCAAAAUCCGUCAAUGGCGCUGAAUGAGUUAAAGAGCACACUACCAUGUACGCAGGUGUUCACUUGUGUCUGUGGUUUUUACGGUGUAACUAUGAUUUCCACUUACAAAUGCUGGCAGCCUCAAAGUGAGCAGCCUGAGUUCAACUUUGACCUCCUGACCUUCACCACAUGUCCUCUUCUCACCCAGUUUAUCACUCUCUAUCCACUGUAUUCACUAAAAAACGAGGAACAAAAGCCUGAAAUGAUAAUCAGUCACUUUCGUCCCGCAGGUGGUCGAGCUGAUCGACAAGGAGGACAUCGACAUCUCCACCACUCAGGUGGCCGACAUCAUGGUGAUGCUGCAGAAGGAGGAGAAGCUGAUGGAGAAGGAAAAGGCCAAAGACAAGGCGGAGAAAGAGCAGGCCGCCACUCUCAACCACUAACUCGUUUUCCACAGAGACACAAAGCACUUGUAAAAAAAAAAAACAAACAAAAGAAAAAGACCACGGAGGAGUUUGAGGCUGAACCCCGGAGGACACAGAAAAACUCGGACACCAAGUCAAGAGAGAGUCCGAAGGUAACAGCUGUCUCCUCUUCAUGUACUCACUCUAAAUUUAGCACCUGUGUAAAAAGAAACCGAGGGCAUAUUGCCUUGAAAGCGCACAAAAACAAAAACUAUAAUCGCUGUUGUGUUAAACUCUUCCAGAUUGAUCAUGUAUCAUAUGUUGAUAUUUUGGAUUUGUGUAAUUUUACAGAGUAAUUUAUUGAUAGUGGGAACAGAGCGACACGAAACCACGUUUGUUCUCUGAGCGUCAGAGAAGGUCAAGGAGAAAAAUGAUCAAAAAUUAUGUUUGAGGUGAACCGUCUUGCCUUUCCUUUCCAUUCAUGUCGUCAUCAUCAUCAUCUCGGAGAAAUGAGCGAUCAUUUCUGAACUUUGCACAGUUUAAAAAAAAAAAGAAAAUGACUAUCAUCUUUAUUUUUCCUUUUCCAUCCACCUCCCACUUUGUAAAGUUAUUUUUUUAUGAAUUGUACUCAGACAGGGUAGCUUAACGCUGGAUAGUGUGUGUAAACGGUGGCUGCGACCGCACAUGUAAUCAAACAGAAACAGAUCAGCUUAAAAAUUCAGCUUUAAUUUCAUCUAAACAUAAAAUAAUCACAGCUUUAUGUUCACUAAACCACUAAAACCAAAGUAAACGGAGGAUUCGUGCUGCAGGAUGUUUGAUUAAACAGUAAAAUUCACAUUUAUAUUGUGCUGUAUUAUCUUUUAAUUUUAUUUAACGUAAUAAUCCGUCGUCUCAGUUUAGCACAGCUCUGCUCGUCUUCACUUUAGCCUUCGAUAGCUCUCUGCAACACGCCAAAGCUGCACUGAGGCGCAUCUUAAAAACACUGAAAAUCUCCAAACAAAUUGCCUGAUAUGAGAUUUUUGAGUCACGUAGAAAUUUAGUUUCUUAUAUCUAAGAUUAUUGAUUAUUGAGUUUAGGGAACUGAAAGGAUGAUGAUAAAGACAGUGCAGGGAGUUUUAUGAACUGGGGAGUUUGAGCACACUCUGCUGGACAGUCUCUGUUAUUACAACAUUUCGAGUUGUAUUUUUUUGGAUUUUAUCUUCUAUAAAAAUAAUUCCCCACCUGAAAACUUGAGCUGGUACGAUAACCUCGUGUUUAAAUAUUCUCACAGAACAUUUGCAACGUGAGUAAACGUGUAAUUUAAAAUCAGAAGACAGGGGAUUAAGACUUUAAAUAUGAUGCUAUAUAGAUAAUCACGGCGCUGGUCCACAGGUGUACUUGUUUGGCUGUAUUUACAGGCAGUGAGGGUCUUAAUUGUUUAGGGUUGAGGGUUUCAGUUUCAGGGAAUAGCAGCUUUAAAAAUCGUCCCGUUAAAGAGUGAAAGCAGCUCCUCGUGUUGAAUGUUAAACGGUUCAGUGCGACCUCCACAGUCUCAACGCAAAGUGUCCUUCUCGUGACUGAUCAAAUACUGUUGUGUAUUUAUUUUUGAGUGUUUAACAACGAAGGUAGAAGUUCGAUAUCCUUCGUACUCGGAUGUCAUUUAGUUAGAGAUGAGUAUAACGGCGGAUCAGGGUGUGUUUUAUUUGCACUGCGGCGGCGAAUGUGUGAGAGGACGAAGUCAAACAGCGAUCAUAAAACUAAUCUCUCAUCCUGUUGACUUUUCUUAAUGAGGGUUCACACUGCAAACAGUCGGACUCUGAUUUUUGUUUACCUUGAGAGCUUUUUCCAAUUAAGUGAUCUGAUUGAUAAUUGAAUAAAAACAAGAAAAAAUGGACAUUAGAAAAUUUAAAUAAAACAGAAAACAGGGUGAUAUUAUUCACCUGGAAAGACGUGAAAAUACUUUCGUUUGUUGUUCUUCUACAAAAAUAUUGCAGAAAAUCGCAGAAAUCCGAUCACGUUUCUCUUCUUCUGCGUCGUUUGUCAGUGUGAACUAACAGUCAGGUUUUGAUCCACCUUUCCCGUAUUCAGCAGUUUUAGUCCUCGUCAUCCCUCAGUACCCAGAGAAGAGCUCAGCUGUGAAGGAGACGAAGCGGUGCUCGAGAUAACAGUGAGUGGAAGACGCUCCAUUUAAUCUGUUUAUUGAAUCCACUCCCAGACGAGUGGAUGAUUAAGAGGUCGUUCAUCUCCUGUCAGACGCCGUCUCAGUUGCCUGACAGGACGAGGGCGCUGCUUUGUCUGGGACCAGUCAGACUGAUGGGUGCUGGGUAAACACUCACCCAUACAUGGUCCACAGCCAGCUCCUCUGGAGGGGUUGUGUUUAGAUUACAGACGAUCCUGCGGGACAUGGCACGCUCUCGGCUGCGUAAAUCAAACGUCGGUGUAAACACGUCGGCGAAAUAUUGUGACAACUUCUCGAUUGCACUUGGCAGGAGAGAGUGGUGUUUGUGAAAUCACGGCUGACAGGUCCGACUCAGAGAGGCACUGUGUACAUUAGCGGCACUGCCACCGUUUCUGCGCGCAGAGGGGCGAGAGGUCGGCGUGACGGCGAGAGAAAACAGAGUGAUCGAUACUGAAGGUUCAGACGGAGCAGAAUCUGAAAAUUCCAAGAGAUCUCCAGUACGCUUGACCUUAAAAAUUAAUGCACUUAAUUUACACGAGAAGGCAACUACUGACAUUCUCUAGAAAUAGUCAUAAUUCAUCAGUGUGCUUCCUUUCUGUAGCUGCAGCUGCUCACCACAGGAGGCAGUGUUGCACUUUGUUGUUCUAGGACGCGAGAGUUUGAAGUGGAGAAGUUGUUUUCUGACGUUUCUUUAAGCUGCUGCUCUCUGUGAAUGUUUGCCGCCGUGCAAAAGCGCUGCUCCUUUUUUUCAUAUGUCAGGUGUGUGUUUGUGUCUGAACUCGGGGUGUGAACAAAGUCUGACCCGCCUCGAGAGCCGAAGGUCUACAACAAACCGACAAACCGUCCUGAAAGAUUCCUGUCCAUCUUGUGUGCUUGAAGAAAAAAACAAGUAUUUAGAGCAAUAAGUCAUUUAUGCAACAUGUACCUUUUUUUGAUUUUUGUUUUCAUCUUUUCCUCUGAGGUGGAACAAGUGUUUGAUUUGCUUAAGCAGACUGUAAUAUAUGUAUAAUAGAAAUAUAAAAGUGUAAUCAUGCUGAAAGAGAGAUAAAAAAAGGUGCUAAAAGUGAAAGGAAAGAAAGUAUUGAGUGGAAUCUGCCACUUUUCCUACCAGGCUGCUGCGUGUUGAGUUGGUGCGCUUGUGGUUGGCUUUUGUACGGAUUUCUUGAAGAGAUGUAAUCACUGUUGUUUUAUUUUUUAAGUAUUUUGCACUAGCCGUUUAUAUCAAUAGAGAAAUGCUACUUUUGUAGGAUGAAUAUAAAUAUACGAGUUUUCUCUUGAGGUGGAAGAAGGGAGGGCGGGAGACUGUCGGCAGGAUCAGUGAGUUUUUUAAAGUCAGGGAAACACGGUGCAGUUAGAGUCUUUAUGUUUCUAUACGAGCAGCUUUACAGGCAGCUAAGAGCUCUCUCAGGUUUAUGGUGGCCCUGAAGGUCAACUGCACAAGGAUUUCAAUUUAAAAAAAAAUAUCUCUAUGCCAAAAUUUUUUUUAUCAAACACCAAUGAUUCAUUCAACACAAAAAUGUUUGAAACAAGAAAAAAAAGAUAUAAUUUUAUCAAGUUUAAAAUCAUUUCACAAAAAACAUUUCAUAAAGUGCAACAAUAUUUAUUGAAACACAAAAUUAUUUAACAAAACAUUAAAUUUCUCCAUGUAAAUUCAAGAAAUUUUCACAAAAAAAUUCACAUUUAGCAAAAGUAUUUAAUGAAAUAAAAAAAAUCUCCCUAUGCCAAAAAUGUUUUACGAACUGUAUUUAUCAAACACCGAUGCUUCAUUCAACACAAAAAUAUUUCAAACAAGAAAAAAAGAAAUAAUUUUAUCAAGUUUAGAAUCAUUUCACAAACAAAAACAUUUCAUAAAGUGCAAAAAUAUUAAUGAAACACAAAAUUAUUUAAUAAAAUGUGAAAGUUCUUACAAAAUAAAAAUCACAUUUGGAAAGUAUUUUAUGAAACAAGAAAAAAAAUCACCAAAUGUAAAAAAAAUUUCAUGGAAUCAAAAUAUUUUUUCACAUGAAGCACCUUAUUAUAAAAUUCUUAAAAUGACAUGUUUUCUGAAAUAUUUACAGGUCUUGUGAAAACUUUUUGCACUUCAUGACAAGAUCUGGUGCGGGAUGUAACUCCGUCUCAUGAGCAGAACUUAUUUUCACGUUUAGCUUUUUUUUUUUCCUUCUCAUGAAAAUUUUUUGUCUAAAAUAAAAAUAUUGUGAAACAUUUAUAUUUUGGAAUAGUGUUUGUUUAGUGAAAUUUUUUGGCAAUCAGCAAUUUUUUUUUUUUUUUACAGCGAUAAAAUGUUUGUGCAGUCGACCUUCAGGGCCACCGUACAGUUUCAUCGUUAAAGCCUGGAAACAUCAGUCAAAAAGUUGAACUAAUAUUUGUGCAGCCGCCAUCUUUGAGAACAAGACUCAUGUUGGUCAGACAGAGAUCAGAUCUGCGCGCUUCACUUUCUGUCUGAACACGUCUUAAAGAGUCGCAUUAGCUUGAAAAACGCUCCUCAUGCUUACGGUGUUACAGCUGAACGCCGAAUAUCGUUAAAAGAAAGAAAGAGGCAGACAAAGGCAGAGAGAAAAAAACAGGGACAAUUUGACAAAUUUGGAAAGAGGUGGUGACAUUUUGCAGUAUAUUAUUUUUGGUUCUAUUUAAUUUUGCAUCAUAUCUGAAAUAACAAAAAAAAUAUCCAUUAAACCUGUAUAAAUUUAGCCCUCUGCAGUUUUAUUUUAUUUUGGAAUAAUUGUUGUAUUUAUUUAUUUAUUUAACCAAAUUUUCCAGUUUUCUUUUUUUUUAUUAGAGAAUGACCUGAACUGGAUCUGACUUUUGUUUCGACUCUAAUCAAAUAUUUCAUGUAAAGUAAAAAAACAAAACAUGAAUCAGCAUUGUUGAAUAAAUUCUGGAUGAUCCUGGAGUCUCUUUUGUUUCAUUUCCUUUAUUUUCUUUCCUUGUUUUGUUCCCCCAUCAAUCUUUGUGUGUCUCCUCGCCUCCAUGUGGUCGUCUUAUGUCACGAGUGUGUCAGAUUUUGAGCCUCCUAUGCCACCAUUUUUCGUUCCCUUUCAUUCCUGAGCUCUCGCCACAUCGCCGCCCCUCCCCUCAGAGCCCCCGUCCUGCUGGAAUGUAACCAGAUUCAUUUUUCCAGCGACAGAUUUUAUCGUCUGCGAGCGAGUGAUUGGGUAGCAGGAUAAACAAGUACAUAAAAGAUCAGGAGUGUUUUCGAGUCAAACAGGUGUCCUCGUUUGUCCUUUAUGAGCUUGAAUUCAAUAUUUAAAUCUGCUCUGAGCUUUUCCAGGUGAGGUUGGUGCAUUAAAUCUCCAUCCUUUAUCGCACUUCAGGAGUCAGGAGUUCAUCUAAGGUGCUUCAGAAACACGCACAUAGCAAAAAAAUAUAGAUUUGAUAUUUUUAGAGAGUUGGUUUUCACUAAGAAAGAAACUAUUUUACAGAAAGACGGCACUAUAGGAGCCCCAUCGUGUAAGAUUUGUGACAUAUUUGAGGUCUGCAGGGUAAAUGUUCAGUGUGCAGGAUGAUAACGUGUGCAUGGUUUUUAAAGACAAAUCUAGGUUUAAGUGACGAGUUCUGGUGUUUAAUACUGACAAUCAAAGCUGAAACAAGAACUGGAGGGAGUCAAAGUGGAUUUAAGUUUAAGAGUCACCCUUCAUAAACUAGUUUUAUAAACGUUAAACCAAGACCAGAGUCCUUCCCUUCGCACGAACACCAACUGUGAGUGCCUAAACACGAUCAUCACAACUUUAUGUUGCGUUACUUCCCUGUGUUAAUGUAUGGAUGCUGCGUAAACGGUGUGUGUACAGGGUUCGCCAAGGUAGUGAUGAGAAACUGGACCUGGUUUUGUACAAGUCUGUGAAGCUGUCGUAAAUAUAUCUGUGUGUUUUUACUGUAAGUAGACGAAGAAGCUCGCUGCAGCAGGAAAAAUCUCUCCGACUGCAUGCUGAGGACGACAUAUCAUGCACACGCCUGCAUGACAGUUUAUAGAUGAAACUGUUGGACCAGAUUAACUCGGAGUUCAGUUUGUGAGUCGGCAGCGUUCUUCAGUUUCACUUUCUCCUGCUGCUACAACCUGAACAGACUGUCAGCCUGAAUAUUCCAGCCCUUGUGUCGUAGCCGUGUGAGGAUUUGGUUAAACGUGGAAACUGCUUCACUUACGAACUCUGAGGAAAUACACGGACUGUUCUUAGAGUGCUGAAACUCAAGAAGAAGAAGAGGAGGAGGAGGAGGAGGAGGAGGAGGAGGAGGACUUGUUCGACCACAUAACUAAUGCUAACUAUCUUCACAGGUGCUUCUUGCUUUUGUACCAUAAUGUUUGUUUCUUUAAAGCUCCUGUGAGUGACUUUUGGUUUGCAUUGACUUUGGCGCCCCCUGUGGACAACAUGUUACCCCCUAAUCUCUUCGCUAAUUUUCUAAAUAUGUAAGAUAUGUUUUUAUGUGACUUAUUUAGAAUCUUUGCCGUUGAAAACAUCUUCACUAUCGGACACCUACCACCUAAAAAGCCGUUUUAAAAACCAGAAGUUACAUUUUCGAUAUAGAAAGUCUCGUCUCUGAUGGUCUCGUCUGCUUUUGUAGGUUUUAAAUAAACAUCAGUAUUCAUUUUAGUCUGAUUCGAGCUUUAAAGCUACUCUGAGGAAGUUUUUAACUGGUCAUGAAACAGGCUGAAAUUUAAAGUGAUGCAACAAGCUCGACAACAUCUAUGUUGUGGUUUUUGAGGUGAGGGGGUCGGUGUCACACCAGAAAAUCCUCACAGGAGCUUUAAUGUCAGUGCCUGCCAAUAGAUGAAGUUCUGGUAAUCUAUAUUCUGAGUUAAAAGUUGUUUUUCCCAUCGUUACUCCUCUAAACAUUUAUGAUGAAGUUCUUGUCGGGGUCCUAAAAAGAUGUUGUGGUUCACUGAGCUUCUGUGUUCCUGUUGUUGCUGUGUAAACCGAAUCUCCCAAAAAGCUUUCAAUGAAUGACUAACGUCGUGAGGAGACCUUCAGUUAGAAAUCAUCUUCCACGCAGAGAGGCGGCACAUGGCGCUGCGUUAAAGCAAGAAACAAGAAGGUCAAAUAUGAGACCAAAAAUGUCGUCACGUGUCCAUGUUUUAUGACAUCUCCCUGACCUUUAACCUUCUGUCUCACAACUGACUGUCAUUUUUAUGGAGCUAGAAACAGCGUGACUCGACCUGCUGCUCCUUCAGUGCCUUUAAAAAGCUAAUCGAUUUAUUCCCAGUCUUUGUAAAUUCUUUUGUCAGAUUUGUCCUAAAUACAUAUUUAUGCCCAAACUGGGAUGAUUUAACAAGCUCAAACCAGCCCUCAAAAAUACUGCAAAGAAGGCUGUUAUAAACAGCCUGUCAAAUCUCAAUUAUUUUAAUUAGAAUAAGAUCAAAUGAGGAAGUCAUAACACAUGGAAAAAAGUAGGAAAGCCCACCUUAAAAGGUAGGACACUGUGUCGAAUAAAGUAAAACAGAUUCUGUUGGUUUUCAAAUCAUUUCAACCAAAGACAUAAAAUGUUAUUGUAAUAUAAUUAAUAUAAAUGUAUUUAAAUAUAAUUAGACAAGCCCUGAAUAUGUUCACUUCGUAAUUGUCCUAACUAGUUAAAAGUUUGGGGUCUGUGUAGAAUCAGGCGUGAAAAUAAAAGUUCCCUACAGUCAUAUUUAGUAGACAUGAAGCAAAACUAGUUUUUUCUUCCUUGUUUCAACUCCGUUUUGGUCUCCACCACCGUGUUCACCAGCGAGUUUCUAACUCUGUUCAGUUUUAUUUGACUUUCUUCUCUGCGAUAAAAGCGAAAUAACGAUCAAUAAUCAAUUAAAAGUUCUGAAGAAGUUGCAGCAGACUGGGUCGAUGAUCGUCUUUAUUUUAGUUUUAAAAGGUGCUGUGAGAAGCUUCACACUGGUGCUGCUGACAAUGUUACAGUUUCAUUCGAAGGUUUCGUGACAUCUUCAGUCCUGUCGUUAUCGUGUCGCUCCAGGCGUCUUCAGCUUCAGUGUGUCUGCGAUUAAACUUUAAAAACCACGUUUAAGAUUCACACCCACUCCUGUUCUUCUGUGAGUCAUGACAGAUGAAUGUCCCCGUCACAUUACAGGCCUCACGACGUUCAGAAAUAAAAACACAAAGACUGAAGACAAAGGUGGUGGUAGGAGAUAUCGUUUGUUUUACGUUUAUUGUGGAAGAAGAAGAAAAAUCUAAAGCAAACCUAAAUGUAACUCUUCACAAAGACUGAAAAGGUUCAUGAUCCCCGCUGAGGGUGAAAACUGUUUACCGCUGAUAGUGAAGGUACUCUGUAUAAACCACACGGUGCUGUCUGUCUGCUCUGCUUAUGAAUCUGAUGUAAACACGCUCCGCUCUUAAACGAAGGAGAGACGAACACGUCUGAGACUUCUGGAUUAUUUAGAAGCUGCUGUGAUCACGCUGUUGUUUAUAUCGCUUGAAACGAAAUGCAAUAAAUCUCUCAACGCUGCUUCACUCUGCUGGUCUGUCUUCUCUAAUAUCAUCCAACAGAUUCAGUUACACGAGGCUGCAGGUUUGAAUAGAGCUGUACUGAGGGAGAGUCUCCUGCUGUCUGUAAAUGCUGCAGGUUUUAACCACCAAUACCCGAGUCAAGACCUCGUGGUUAUUGUAGUUCAUAGGGGAACAAAAAAAGGAAACAAAAUAAAAAA
Molecule: messenger RNA, 26340 nt
Organism: Xyrichtys novacula (pearly razorfish)
Lineage: Eukaryota; Metazoa; Chordata; Actinopteri; Labriformes; Labridae
Source: the annotation of a GenBank genome assembly